Drosophila serrata is the source of this 4875-nucleotide messenger RNA. RefSeq names its product membrane associated guanylate kinase, WW and PDZ domain containing protein magi (gene Magi). Gene Ontology annotation, molecular function: protein binding. Gene Ontology annotation, cellular component: cytoplasm. Lineage: Eukaryota; Metazoa; Arthropoda; Insecta; Diptera; Drosophilidae. Gene Ontology annotation, biological process: signal transduction. The record is from RefSeq and is a predicted model, not a curated record.
GCGUUAUUUUGUUUUCUGUUUUGUUUUUCGUUUCGGUUAAUUUUCGUCCGUUUUUUAAGUGUUUUUUGUUGAUAAAGUUGAAGAAGAACGUUAAACUUUUGACAAUUUUGUUAAUAUUAGCGUCUGCUUGUAACUUUUGUGAGUGGAAACCCAGUGCAUUCGGUUAUUGUCGGUGUGCAUUCGCCUUGCGCCCGUGUGUGUGUGUGCGUGCGCUACCAGCAACAGGUUUUCGAACUCAAUUCAGCGGAGCACCUCAAUUCUCAUUUGUUUUUGGAAUUCCGUCGAGUUCGGUUCGUUCGGUUCGCGUCGCUCGCUUUCCUCGGUGCACUUUUCCAGCGGGAAAAUCGAAUUGCAAUUGAAUGCGACUUUGAUGGAAAACGAGCGUGGCCUGAGCAACCCGUUUUAGCUCUUCUACCGCAGGCUUGCAGGUGUGUAACGUCGUCGCCCGUCGUCCAGCCAAUAACAAGUUCAAACCUGGCCAUAUUAUCACAGUUAACAAGUGCGAGUGUGUUUGUGUGUGAGUGCGCGCAAGGGAGGAAAACGCGUUGGCAGUUUUCAUCGCCUCAAAACCAAAAAGCCGCCAUAAAAAUGGAAAGUGUUCGACGCUGAUGAUCAUUGAUCGAUCCCUCGCCUUGGUUCAUCUUGUUUUCGUGCCGAAUAAGCAAACAAACACAGUAAAAAGCUUCUCCGAAACCGCCUUGGAAGCUCAAUGACGAAUGAAUUAAUAAAAAGACCCAAGUGAAGAAGCACUCAAAGGUUAGCUAAUAAUUCCCGCGAAAAAGCGAAGCAGAAACAAUUGGAUACUGGAUAAAGAAUCUCAAAUGCAAUGGCAAGACUAAUCGUCAGUGGUUAAGGCUGCUCGGGAACGAUUCGUGAGUGUGAGAGCGUGAUAGAAGCUAAGAUAACCGGCACAGAAUGCCAAUAAUCACGGCCACAACAACGUCGACAGCCGGCGGAGGAGCAGGUGUGGCGACCAGGGGCGUGACUGCCGCCAAGUCUCCCACCGAUUACCUAUUGCUCCAGCAACAGCCGGUGUCGCACCAGCAGCAGCAGCACCAGCAGCAGCAGCAGCAACAGCAACAGCAGCCACAGCCGCAGCACUUUAGCAAUCACUUCUAUCAACAGCCGCAGCCGCAGCAGCAGCAGCACCAGCAGCAGUUGGCGCCUCCAAAUGCUUCCCACCAACACCAGCACUCCCAUCUACAUCCACAUCCACAUGCACAUCCUGUUGCUGCUCCGACCAGUUUUGCAACAUUUAACGGAAACUCGAAUCUAAAUGCUAGCCUUGCCAACGGAAGCAGCAGAAAAUUCAAUUGCAGCCGCGACAACGUGGACGAAGCCGCCGACGUUGCCGCCGUUUCCCAGACACUGGCCGCCGGCACCGAUGUGGUUGGUAACGGUAAUGGGGAUAAGCUUGCCGGUCUACCACCACCAGGUGGCCACCAUCUUCGCCCGCCGCCACCGCCGGCUGUCAAGAAGUCCGUCGUAUCUGGCUCAGCAGCUGGGAACUCUGCCUCUCGCGAGGAUGUCACCUCGCUUAGCGGCACUUCCUCACUGAACAGCCAGAUGUCAGCGCCCAAUCACUUCAUCCCCGGAUUGCCAAGCAAUGGGAUUGGUGGCAAUGGGGCCACAGCACCCGGACGAGGCGGUCCACCCAGCAGUAUUUUAAAAGGGAGCAAGGAGAACCUCCUGCAGAACACAUACUACAAUGGCGAGACCGGUGACAGCAGUCUGGGCAGCGAGUGCGGUGUCGGGGAUGUUCAGAAUCAGCACCACGAGAACCAUGACGACCCGGGCGAUGGACUGGGACCCCUGCCCCCUAAAUGGGAGACCGCCUACACGGAUCGCGGCGAGCUCUACUUCAUUGAUCACAAUACCGGGACCUCCCACUGGCUGGACCCGCGGCUUUCCAAGUAUCAGAAAAAAUCACUGGAGGAUUGCUGCGAGGAUGAACUUCCCUACGGCUGGGAAAAGAUCGAGGACUCCAUGUAUGGCAUGUACUUUAUAGAUCAUGUGAACCGCAGGACGCAGUACGAAAACCCAGUGUUGGAGGCUAAGCGUAGGGCUGCUGAACAGCGCCAGCAACAACAACAGCAGCAGCAGCAGCAACAACAGCUGGUGCAAGAACAGCGCUCAAAGACACCCAUUAUACUGCCAGAAACCAUAGCCUCGGAGGCAGCUGUGGAUCAUGAGGAGGAUGAUGCUGGGGUGGUCCCUGUAAAGCUGCCCUACAAGUUCACCCGAAACCCAGCCGAGCUGCAAGGUCAGCGCAUUAACACAACGCUGGUAAAGUCAUCCCGUGGCCUAGGCUUCACCAUCGUCGGCAGUGACGGCACCUCUGGCGGGGAUGUGGAGGAGUUUCUGCAGAUCAAGACCGUGGUUCCCAAUGGUCCGGCCUGGCUCGAUGGACAGCUGCAGACGGGCGAUGUCCUGGUCUAUGUCAAUGACACCUGUGUGCUCGGAUACACGCACCACGACAUGGUCAACAUUUUUCAGUCAAUUAUGCCCGGGGAAAGGGCAGCUCUCGAGGUGUGUCGUGGCUACCCAUUGCCAUUUGAUCCAAAUGAUCCCAACAACGAGGUGGUGACCACCAUGGCUGUGGACGGGCGUGAGUCGGAUAAGCAGCGACGUCUCAAUAUGGAUGGCAACUACAACUUCCUCGACUUGUCCGGCGACAAGGCCAGUGGUGCUGGCAGCGGCUUCAUUCUGAUGAAGAAGCCCGAGCUGUAUACAUUCUCCAUUAUGAAGGGAGCCAUGGGCUUUGGGUUUACCAUCGCAGACUCCGCCUGCGGUCAAAUAGUGAAGAAGAUCCUGGACCGCAAUUGCUGCACCCAACUGAUGGAGGGCGAUGUUCUUCUAGAGAUCAAUGGCUUGAAUGUUCGUAGCAAGCCCCAUUUCUACGUCGUGGAGCUUCUUAAGGAGUGCAGCCUUACGACGCCCACAGUUGUGAAGAUUCAGCGCACUCCGCCCGAUCAGCAGACCACAAAUACGCUCAACCAACUCAGCCAGGUGGGCAAUGUGGCCAAGCUGCGCAAGAACUUCGUGGGCAGCGGUCUAUUUCGCAGUAAGACGCCCACUGCGGACUUGUACAGUACCCAGGUGAAGGAGGUGCUGCCUAUGCGCCCGAAAACUCCACUGGUGGACACUAGGAGGGCACGAGUGCAGACGCCUAGCAAUGAGGUGGACAGCGAAGCUGGAGGUGACUCUGCAAACAGGAGCGAAACGGAGGCGCGAAAACCGUUGCAGCUGCAUUCACAGGCCAAGUCAAACAACAGUCUGCAGGAGCUGGACGAUAUACCCUACAUGGACCCCUAUCCCAAGAUGGUAAGCCGUCUCAGCGAGCGUCUGGCGGAGGCCACGCUGCAGGGAGAUGUUAAUGGUGGCAUAUACGGACUGCCACCCAGCAUGCAGCCACUUCCCUUGCCGCUGGUGCACCACGAGUCUUGCUACUGCUACGACUGCCAGGCGCAGCGCUAUCGCCCUGGCUACUUCGUUCAAGCGCAGCAGGCCGGGAUGUCGGGCACCGGCAACGGUCAAUAUUCUCCGCUGCAAACGGCUCACCUCCAGAACGAACGCAUCCAGCGAAGGGUUAAUGAGCUGCUCAGUGAUCGAAGGCGUGUUGGAUUUGCGAAUCUCGAUCCUCCACACCAACAGCAGCCCCAGAUUCAGCAUUCGCCAAGCUGGCGCAACGGAGCCCUGCUAGAUGCCUCCGAGGAUGCGGACCGGUGUGAGCUAACCGAGGUGACGCUCGAGCGCCAGGCGUUAGGCUUUGGCUUUCGCAUCGUUGGCGGGACUGAGGAAGGCUCCCAGGUCACUGUGGGCCACAUAGUGCCCGGCGGGGCUGCAGAUCAGGACCAGCGCAUAGCCACUGGCGACGAGAUUCUCAGUAUCGACGGCAUUAAUGUGCUCAACUCUUCGCAUCACAAAGUUGUUUCUUUGGUGGGUGAAUCUGCCUUACGCGGCCAGGUUACCAUGAUACUGCGACGGCGUCGUCCUUCGCUUCUGCAGCAAGCUCUGCCUCUGAGCUCCCAGCAGCGGCCUUAUCCUUACGAUGUAAUUGUAAGUCGGCAUGAAAAUGAGGGAUUCGGAUUUGUUAUAAUUUCGUCAUCGAACCAUUAUUACGGCUCGACUAUAGGAAAACUAAUACCUGGCAGUCCGGCGGAUCGCUGUGGGGAGCUGAAGGUGGGCGAUCGGAUUGUGGCAGUCAACCGAAUCGAGAUUGCUGGAAUGACGCAUGGCGAUGUGGUGAAUCUUAUUAAGGAGUCCGGUCUCCAUGUACGCCUCACCAUUGGAUGUCCGCUUAAAGAGGGCGGUCCUAGUCCCGGUGGCAGUAGCGCCGGUCUGGGCAGCAACACUCCUCUCCAGCCAUCGCCCAGUCUAAUGAAGGCACCACCACCGGCUCUUUCCCUUCAACAGCAACCGCUCUCCCAACAAUCACAACUUCACCACCACCAUCAACAGCAAUUGGAGAUGCCGAUGUCCAUGCCCAUGCCUGGUCAUGGCAGCUACUUGGAGCGACCCAGCAACAAUAUCGCGGCCACUCUGGCACUGCACCAGCAGCAGCCACAGUUAUGACUCUGAGACCUACGGAUUCGGCUCUACAAGAGCUUUCUUUAGUGUUAAAUCGAUCGUAGGCCGCAUGGUUUAGUUAAGUUCUAGUUAAGUAACCCCAAAGACUGAAUUUAGUAGCAUUUGUAGGUGGAUAAUGCGAGUCUCGAACGUUUCGUGCGUGCGCCUUUAAAACCAGUUUUAUUAGAACCCAUUUAGUGGCAUAGGCUUGGUAUGUUAUAAGCUCAACAGUAAGAUAAUUCCGCCAGUUUUUGUAAAAUACGGACUAAAUUAUAAUGUACAAAUGUAAAGGACUUCAAUAUUUUA